UCACACGCGCACAUAUCCCGCUUCAUCGUUCGCCAAGCCUCUCCUUUUACCUCUCCCAUUAUAUAUUCCUCAGCUCUCAUUCUUCACAAAUCGCAAAAUAGCAUAAACAAACAAAACAGAAAAAGAGAAAAUGGCGGAUCUUCAUCAACAACAUCAGCAACCAAUGACGAGAAAUCUCCACGAAUCAUCAUCAUCACCAUCGACAAGACAAACCGUGAGAUUCCUAACGGCGGCGACGAUCGGCAUGUCACUGCUCGUGCUCUCGGGAUUAACGCUCACCGGAACCGUGAUCGGUCUAGUCGUAGCGACGCCGUUGAUGGUUCUGUUUAGCCCCGUGCUUGUGCCUGCGGUGAUAACAAUGUGCCUUUUGACAGCGGGAUUCUUGUUUUCCGGUGGCUGUGGGGUGGCGGCAGCGACGGCUUUAUCGUGGAUCUAUAGGUACGUCACCGGAAAACAUCCCAUGGGAGCGGAUAAAGUGGAUUACGCGAGAAUGAUGAUUUCGGAGAAGGCUAAAGAGUUGGGACAUUAUGCUCAGCCCCAAACGGACCAAACCACAACAGCUCCUUAUUAGUCAAUAAAUGCUAUAUAGAUCUAUGCAACUUCUAAUUUGUGUUCAAUUUUGGAUUUUUUUUAUGGUUUCAGCUCGCCACCUUAACUUUUCUUUUAAUGUUUUAACUUAUCCUACGAAUGCGUUUUUCUUUCUUUCUUUAAGCCUACGUACUGGCCAUCUGUUUGGGACAAAAUAGAUAUGAUCUUCUUGGAUAAAUAUAUGAAGUUUCUUCCAGAUGAUAUUGUUAAUUUUUGAAAAAGAUCUGAUAAUGCUUUGUUUUCAACUAGAUGCUGUAUAAUGAGGCCCCUAUGCACUUUUUGUACAUGUAAAAUAAUCCUAACUUAACGAACUAUGUUUAUCUCCAAAUAUAAUAAAUACAUGUUUAUCUCCAAAUAUAAUUUCAACCGAGUAUAUAUCACUUAUACAAAGAUAUUAACCAACACGUACCAAACAUUUUUGGAUAAGAGUACUCAAUACCCCGUUUAGUGUACGAAAAUUUUAAAUGUCCAACUUGAAUAAAAACGAUUGGAAAACCUUUUCGGAAAGAGCUAAUUCGUAAAACUAUCUGCCACUUGAUUUUCGUUUGUUCAAGGCUUUUUCUUCCUGAGAGUGUUUUUUUUUUAUGUUACAAGCAGUUAUUGUCUCUUCGUUGUACAUGUCACAAAGUAAACUUUGAUAUUUGUCGGUAAGCAAUUAUUGUGGUACUACGUACAAAACAUUUGCUUAUACUAUUCAUAGCUUGGAUAACGAGUUGUAUAAACUUGAGCUUGGUUUUCGGUGGGUAAAUGGUUACAAAAAUAUUUCGUCAAUACCUGAGGUUUAAAGUAAAGUUGCUCCCUCUUUCCCAAUAUUUUCGUCAUAUCGUUUAAAUAGAAAAGUAAGCGAGGGGAGAAUGAUAUAUAUAUAUAUAUAUUUUUUUUUUUUGCAGUGGUCUACCUUUUAAGGAUGAUAUGAUUGUUUUUAUGAAUGGGUCACUGACCCAACAUUGCCGUACAGGUUAUUAGUUUAAGAUUACCGCUUACGAAAAGACACGAGUCAUCUUGAUUAGUUAAACCCAUGUGCUAAUAAUCCAUAUCUUUAAACUUGAAGAUGAACAAGAUUAAUAAAACCGUAGAUCAUGCUUCAAAGCCCAUGUGCUAAUCCAUUUCAAAACUAAAAAGUAAGGAAGGAGAAUGUAUUAGGGGGGGGUUAUUGGUAGUUAAAUUUUGAAGGAGUUAUAAAAUUUAGAAAUUCUAUUGUUAUUAGUUUAUGUAUUCUUACAAUCUUGUUAGAAUCCUUUGUUAUUGGUUUAUUGACUUUUAAAUUCCAUAUAAAAUCUUUUGUUAUUCAAAAAGUCUAGUUUUUAUUGAUUUUGUAAUUCUAGUAAACUCUCUUGUUAUUGGGACAUAAAUUCUCUCUAAUUUUACUCAUAACACUCAACUUUACAAAUAUCAUCUAUACUCAUAAGAUUCUUAGAAUCUAGGUAACAAAAAACACAAAUAUACAAGCACAAAAAGUUUUGUAUUACAUUCUUGUUGUCAUGUAAAAGAUAAUUGUAAAAAGAAAUUUAAAGAUAGCAAAUUUUUUAAAGAUAACAUGAUCAAGAAUCAUGAAAAAAAUCAUAGGUUGACCUUAGAAAACUUUAAAAAAUCAAACAAGACAAAUUCAAAUAUUUAAAAAUCAAAAAAAAAAUA
Brassica rapa (field mustard) is the source of this 2223-nucleotide messenger RNA. Its product is annotated as oleosin 1. Gene Ontology annotation, cellular component: monolayer-surrounded lipid storage body; membrane. NCBI's taxonomy places the organism in Eukaryota, Viridiplantae, Streptophyta, Magnoliopsida, Brassicales, Brassicaceae. Gene Ontology annotation, biological process: lipid storage. The record is from RefSeq and is a predicted model, not a curated record.